Messenger RNA from Sphaeroforma arctica JP610, 642 nucleotides. RefSeq lists its product as hypothetical. NCBI's taxonomy places the organism in Eukaryota, Ichthyosporea, Ichthyophonida. The record is from RefSeq and is a predicted model, not a curated record. The transcript is spliced from 4 exons. The annotation marks the transcript as partial.
GUGGAAGGCUGGAAGCUAUUCAAAUUAAUACAUAUUACAUUAAAGCGACCAUUUGUAUUUGUUCGUACUUACAGUUGUACUUCAACAUGUCUCUCGAUAUCUCGAGUUGAAUGUCCCAGAUGUAUCGUCUAUAACUAUGCAAAUGCUUGGCUUCAGCGAGUGAUAAAGUCAAUCUUUGUAGUGUAAUGGAUCCACCGCACUUUCACUGAAACUUCGGUGCCCGGCCGUGCAAGCGUAUCUCCACAGAAACUUUAAACAGAAUGAUAGAUGCAGAAGAUUAUCGAAUCUGGCUCGCGGAGGAGUUCCGCCACGCCAUCGAUCGUUUCAGAGAGGACAUCAUUGACCAUGACCCUCUUCAGGGUAUAUGCGUAGUUGACAUCACUAUGGGUGACAAUACAUUCUCUGCUGUUAUAACUUUCCCUCUCGAUGGCACUCUUUCGGCGCAGAAUCCACCCUCGCUCGAGUUUACGGCCAAAACCAAUCUAUCCGUCGGACAACGUACGGGUAUUAAAUCGAUCGCCAGGAGUGCAGCUGUGAAUGCGCUGAUGGACGGCCAGUAUUGCCUGCUGCCUAUUCUGGAGCGAAUCCACGGCACCCUGUUGGUUUUCCAACAAGAGGAUGUGAGUCUGUCCAAGGAAUCGG